ACUUUGUCACCGCGUUAGGGCGUGGCCUCGCCUCAGGUCGCCUCAAGGAGACUUGGGGACGCCCAAACCAGUCUUUUUGAGUGCCCGGGUGCCGCGGCCACCGUGUGUGUGUGUGCUGCACUCCAUGAGGAAGAUGCUUGCUGCUGUGUCCCGCGUGUUGGCAGGCACUUCGCAGAAGCCGGCAAGCAGAGUGCUAGUAGCUUCCCGUAAUUUUGCAAAUGAUGCUACAUUUGAGAUUAAGAAAUGUGACCUUCAUCGGCUAGAAGAGGGCCCUCCGGUAACCACAGUGCUCACCAGAGAGGAUGGGCUGAAGUACUACAGGAUGAUGCAGACUGUGCGCCGAAUGGAGCUAAAGGCGGAUCAGCUGUAUAAGCAGAAAAUUAUUCGUGGUUUCUGUCACUUGUGUGAUGGCCAGGAAGCCUGCUGUGUUGGCCUAGAGGCUGGCAUAAACCCCACGGACCAUCUCAUCACAGCCUAUCGAGCUCAUGGCUUCACCUUCACCCGGGGCCUGCCAGUCCGGGCAAUUCUUGCAGAGCUGACAGGACGAAGAGGAGGCUGUGCUAAAGGGAAAGGCGGAUCAAUGCACAUGUAUGCCAAGAACUUCUAUGGGGGCAAUGGCAUCGUUGGAGCUCAGGUGCCGCUGGGAGCAGGAAUUGCUCUGGCCUGUAAGUACAAUGGAAAAGAUGAGGUCUGUUUGACAUUAUAUGGCGAUGGCGCUGCUAAUCAGGGUCAAAUAUUUGAAGCUUACAAUAUGGCCGCACUGUGGAAAUUACCUUGUAUUUUCAUCUGCGAGAAUAACCGCUAUGGCAUGGGUACAUCUGUUGAGAGAGCAGCAGCCAGUACGGAUUACUACAAAAGAGGAGAUUUCAUUCCUGGACUGAGGGUAGAUGGAAUGGAUAUCUUGUGUGUCCGAGAAGCAACAAAGUUUGCAGCUGCCUACUGUAGGUCUGGUAAGGGGCCCAUCUUAAUGGAGCUACAGACUUAUCGUUACCAUGGACAUAGUAUGAGUGACCCUGGAGUCAGUUACCGCACUCGAGAAGAAAUCCAGGAAGUAAGAAGUAAGAGCGACCCUAUCAUGCUUCUCAAGGAUAGAAUGGUGAACAGCAAUCUCGCAAGUGUUGAAGAAUUAAAGGAGAUUGAUGUGGAAGUGAGGAAAGAAAUUGAGGAUGCUGCCCAGUUUGCCACCGCUGAUCCAGAGCCACCCUUGGAGGAGCUAGGCUAUCACAUCUACAGCAGCGACCCUCCCUUUGAAGUGCGUGGUGCCAAUCAAUGGAUCAAGUUUAAGUCAGUCAGUUAAUGGGUGACUAUCCAGUGGAUGGGUAUUCAUCCACUGUAAGGAACACCUUGUGUCCUCAACUUUAAAGACAACAAAAGCCUUGAAAACAUGUAAAUUAAGGGAGAGCAAAUUUGCAUGCAGUUUAUACAUUGUUCUACUCGGUGUUUUCAUGUGAAUAAGUGUAAUGGAUUUGUAUAGGAUUUGAAAUGGGUAAUGCAGAGCUAUUAUAACCUUACUUCAUCAUAUCCUCCGUCAGUUACUAAAAGUAAUAACUCUGGCACUUGAUGUGAUCAUAGCUAUGUCCUCAUGGAGGCAUAGGAGUAACAGCCACCCUCAAUUGUGGAGGCUAAGGCAUGUUGGCACAGAACACCAUGGCCGAUCAAAGGCUCUGUGUAAUAAGGCAACAGAAAAUAAAGGUACUUUAAGAGUCAUUUCAAAUGUAAAAUAAUUUAAUUUGCUCCAUUUAAACAUUUAAGAAACAUGUACUUCUACUGCAAGGCAUACAUUUUACCUUUCACAUAUAAGUGUCACACUAGCUUAGAAAAUAUUGCUUUAUUUUUUCCAAGAGUUGCUAGAAGUUAUGCUGACUUUUUAAAGGAAACAUAUAAUCCUAAGAACUGAAUAUACUAGGUCAAGAUUGACACAACAUACAAUUAUAUUUAUAAACAAGGAUAUUGUAAAAUUCUGUGCUUGAGUUAAAUUAACAAAGGGUCUUUCCCUGUAAACGAUGGAUCUGUGCGUACACAAAUAGAAGCUUUAACCAUAGGCAGGUGCAGAGUAUUUGCUCAAUCCCCCCAGCUUAGCUCACUGUGGGGACUCCUGUGUUUGUCUUCUGUGCUUGGAGACUGCUUGCCAGAGCCUACAGAGGACGCCACCACUGCAAAACAAGAGUUUGCGUGAGAAAAGCAAACUUAAGCCAGCCACCUACUCUUCAAAUGCAAUCUCUAACUAACUCUAAGGGGAAAAGUAUGUUGUCUGUGUGGAAACGGUUCCAUAGGGGUGCUUUUGGCUCUGUGUAGAGGUGUGGAAAGGCCUCGUGCCUCCCCAACAGAACCUGGGAAAAUGAGUUGUGUUUGAUAAGACAUAGGAAAGAUAUUUCAUAGGAAAGGUAUUUCAAAGAUUGGGGGAAGCUACCAGCAUUUUUCUUAAAGAUUCACAUUAAAAAAAUUCUAUUCCAAUUGUUUGGAAGCUCUUACCGUAGUCUGAGGGAUCUUAGGUCUUCCUUAGUGAUAUCAUUGAGAAUAUCAGAAAGUGUAUAAUCCUCUUCAACAAUCUGAAACAAAGAUUCAAUGUAUGGAUAGGCAGCUUCUCAGUAAUGUCAUAGGAAUACUUUGGUUUAAAAUUUACCUUUUCUAUUGUAUUUGCAUCCACUCCUUGAAGUUGCAACCAGUCUAUAAGCUCUCUGUCAGUGCCCAGUCCAUCAGGGGGUGCUGGAUUCUCUGUACCACCUACGAUUCCAAUUUUGUUUUAUUGUACAGUGAUGUAUAACCAUAAAAUGCUUCAAAAGUAACAAAGUGGAUGUAAUGACAUAUCCAAACAAUGUAAAUGUGAUGUGAAAAGGAAAUAAACUUAUUUGAUUCA
Messenger RNA from Meriones unguiculatus (Mongolian gerbil), 2857 nucleotides. It is a transcript of the gene Pdha1, whose product is annotated as pyruvate dehydrogenase E1 subunit alpha 1. NCBI's taxonomy places the organism in Eukaryota, Metazoa, Chordata, Mammalia, Rodentia, Muridae. Gene Ontology annotation, cellular component: intracellular membrane-bounded organelle. Gene Ontology annotation, molecular function: pyruvate dehydrogenase (acetyl-transferring) activity. The record is from RefSeq and is a predicted model, not a curated record. The coding region runs from base 125 to 1297 and encodes 390 amino acids. Gene Ontology annotation, biological process: pyruvate decarboxylation to acetyl-CoA. The transcript has 11 exons.